Echinops telfairi (small Madagascar hedgehog) is the source of this 8691-nucleotide messenger RNA. RefSeq names its product zinc finger CCCH-type containing 12C (gene ZC3H12C). The record is from RefSeq and is a predicted model, not a curated record. NCBI's taxonomy places the organism in Eukaryota, Metazoa, Chordata, Mammalia, Afrosoricida, Tenrecidae. Gene Ontology annotation, cellular component: nucleus; cytoplasmic ribonucleoprotein granule. Gene Ontology annotation, molecular function: metal ion binding; RNA endonuclease activity; mRNA binding. Bases 1 to 2763 code for a protein of 920 amino acids. The transcript has 6 exons.
AUGGCAUGUGUUAACAGCGUCGACCUGGUCCAUAGGAUUUUCUCGGCUGUUAGCUGUACGGAACAGGUGACCAGCACCUGCGCUAGCAGUGCCUUACUUACUUGGGUUUGUGCUGCCAGCUGUCGAGAAUACGGAGCACUUUGCAUUCAGGAAUACAGAAAAAGCAGCAAAGUGGAGUCAAGUCCACGCAGCAGCUUCAUGGGCUUGAAGGAUCAUCUGGCGCACGACCUCGGUCACCUUUAUGUGGAGACAGCGGGCCCGCAUUUAAGCGCAGCUGUCCCUUGGCCAAUGGUAGAAAAACCAACAAUGGAUAAAGUUCAUUCUGGGAAGGAAGAUACAGAAAAAGAGGUGUCUGAAGAAAAUACCAGUGCUGGUGACUCUGAGGAGAGCACAAAUUCUGAUAACGAGGCCGAGCAACUGAGCAGCCUUCCCGUAGAGCCGGGCCUACUUACCAAGACUCACAGACAACUGUGUAGGUCUCCAUGUUUAGAGCCCCCCGUCCUCAAACGCAGUGAGAUCCUGCAGGACUUUAAACCCGAAGAGGCCCAGGCGGCAUCCAAGGAAGUGAAGAAGCCCCCUGAUGUGGUACGAGAAUACCAAACCAAGCUGGAGUUUGCACUGAAGUUAGGUUAUUCUGAAGAACAGGUUCAGCUUGUGCUAAACAAACUUGGGACUGAUGCUUUAAUCAAUGACAUCCUAGGAGAACUGGUCAAACUUGGCAAUAAAAGUGAGACGGAUCAAACCGUUAGUAUAAUUAACAGUGUCCUGCGGGAAACCUCCUCCCUGGAAUCUCAGAGGUCUGAAUCUCCAAUGCCAGAGAUGGGAACCGAUGAUGGGGAAAACUUGAGACCAAUAGUUAUCGAUGGCAGCAAUGUAGCAAUGAGCCACGGAAACAAAGAAGUAUUUUCCUGCCGUGGAAUAAAACUGGCGGUGGACUGGUUCUUGGAAAGAGGCCACAAAGAUGUUACCGUUUUUGUUCCUGCGUGGAGAAAAGAGCAGUCACGACCAGAUGCCCUCAUUACAGAUCAAGAAAUCCUGCGGAAAUUAGAGAAGGAGAAGAUCUUGGUGUUCACGCCCUCCCGCCGCGUGCAGGGACGGCGCGUGGUGUGCUAUGACGACAGGUUCAUCGUGAAGCUGGCCUUUGAGUCAGAUGGGAUCAUUGUGUCCAAUGACAACUACCGGGACCUGGCUAACGAGAAACCAGAGUGGAAGAAGUUCAUAGACGAGCGGUUAUUAAUGUACUCAUUUGUCAAUGACAAAUUCAUGCCCCCUGACGACCCCCUGGGCAGACAUGGCCCCAGCCUGGAUAACUUUCUGAGGAAGAAACCAAUCGUCCCUGAACACAAGAAGCAGCCUUGUCCAUAUGGGAAGAAGUGCACCUAUGGACACAAGUGCAAAUAUUACCAUCCUGAGAGGGGCAGCCAGCCUCAGCGCUCAGUGGCAGAUGAACUCCGUGCCAUGUCUCGGAACACAGCAGCCAAAACUACUAACGAAGGCGGGCUGGUGAAAAGCAACAGCGUCCCCUGUAGCACCAAGGCAGAUAGCACUUCCGAUGUCAAACGCGGUGCCCCAAAGAGGCAGUCAGAUCCCAGCAUAAGGACGCAGGUCUAUCAGGACCUGGAGGAAAAGCUUCCCACCAAAAACAAAUUGGAAACCAGGUCGGUACCUUCCUUGGUUAGCAUACCGGCGACUUCUACUGCAAAACCCCAAAGCACUACAUCGUUAAGCAAUGGCCUUCCAUCUGGAGUUCACUUCCCACCUCAGGAUCAAAGACUGCAGGGACAAUAUCCUCCGAUGAUGAUGGCAACCAAAAAUCAUGGAACGCCAAUGCCUUAUGAACAGUACCCCAAAUGCGACUCGCCUGUUGACCUGGGCUAUUACUCCAUGUUGAAUGCCUAUUCGAAUCUGAGCAUCUCAGGCCCACGAAGUCCUGAAAGGCGUUUCUCCCUAGACACCGAUUACAGAAUCAGUUCUGUCGCUUCGGAUUGCAGCAGUGAAGGGAGCAUGAGUUGUGGGAGCAGUGACUCGUACGUCGGGUACAACGACCGCUCCUACGUCAGCUCCCCGGACCCGCAGCUGGAAGAGAGUCUGAAGUGUCAGCACAUGCACCCCCACAGCCGCCUUAAUCCCCAGCCCUUCCUGCAGAACUUCCACGACCCCUUAACCAGAGUGCAGAGUUACAGUCACGAAGAACCAAAGUACCAUCCCAAGCCUCCUCUUGCACACGCAGCUAUGCACCUGCAGCACCCGGCUGUGGGUGCCCGGUCCAGUUGUCCCGGCGACUACCCGUCUCCUCCAGGUUCAGCGCACUCGAAGGUCCCACACCUGGGGAGGUCCUUGGUGGCCACACGAAUAGACAGCAUCUCUGACUCUCGGCUCUAUGACAGUUCACCUUCAAGACAGAGGAAGCCUUAUUCCCGCCAGGAGGGCCUGGGAGGUUGGGAUAGGCAGAGUUACGGGAUCGAUGCGUAUGGCUAUCGGCAGACAUACUCCUUGCCGGAUAACUCCACCCCGCCUUGCUACGAUCAGUUCACCUUCCAGAGCCUCCCUGAGCAGCCAGAACCCACUUGGCGAAUACCCUACUGCGGAAUGCCACAGGACCCCCCAAGGUACCAAGACAACCGGGAAAAAAUUUUUAUCAACCUGUGUAACAUCUUCCCACCUGACCUUGUGAGAAUUGUCAUGAAACGGAACCCUCACAUGACCGAUGCCCAGCAACUGGCUGCAGCCAUUCUAGUGGAGAAAUCACAGCUGGGUUAUUGAAAGAUGACUCAGCUUUGUGGUGUUUAGUAGUUUGUUUGUUUUUGUUGUUGUUCAGCUCAAAUGCUGAGGGAGGUUUGCUACAAUAGCACAUGUGAUCUCCUUCUCAGCAAGGAGGUCAUAUAGUAUCCAUUUAUGUGAACUACUGUAUCAUGGAAUCUGUAUGUAUAGCCCCACAUGGUGGAAGUAUCACAAGAUUGCUUUACAUUCAAACUUUUUUCUUUUUUUUAAACAUUUCCUUUUUAAAAGCUAUAUCUUGGGCUGGAAAUCUUUCCAGUUUGAUUUAAUAGAUGUAUCUGUGAUCUUUGAUAUUAAUCUUUGGUGCAUCAGGGGUUUAUAUGCAGCACUUUUUACCCUUGUUUCAUGUUUUAUUACCUUGGUGUUUGUCUAUCAAUUGCAAGCAAUUACAAUACCUACAGAAUGUUGGACAUUUGACUUAGACCUAGCAAACUAUUUUUCAAGCCAAGCUUAAUUAGACUCUUUUACAGCUUUUUAAGUUAUUUUUAUUUGGGGGAAAGUGGGCUUCUCUGUGCUAGAAUCAUUAUUUAUAGACAAAACAAAGAUGAAACUACAGCACUGACUUUAUAUUUUAAAGAAAAUGUUAAGUUACCGGUUCACGUCGAAAUGAGUAACAGCCUAUAUUAGAAUGAUUUACAAGAUGGCACUUUUUAUUGUUUGGACUUUGUUCUUGUCUUUCUGUUGAGUAAGUAGAUAAUUUAAUGUGGUUGAUUUAAAGGAAAGCAGAUGCAAUCAAUGGGAAAUUUUUUUUCCCAUUUUCUUUUAUAUGAAUAAGGCAAAAGCCACAACUGGUACAGUUUAGAGCUUUGUUAUCCAGACAUUCUGUGCUUCUAGACAGUAGCAAUGGAAUUGAAUUCCUUGAUUUUCCUUGAGUUUGUCUUUCUAAGGUGUCUGUCCUUUUGUUUGGGGCACAAUGAUACUGGAUAAAACAACCCUUUCACAGUACUUGCCUGUUCUUAAAAUGAAUCUAAUUAUUCUCAAUGCAACUUUUCUAUUUAAUGUACUCUUUAGCUUUCUUGCUAUUUAUCAAGGCUGGCCUGAGGUGGUUUUAUGUGUGGAGGAGAUGCAACAUUUAUUGAUAAACUGCACUAUAGAACUGGCGACGGAGGAGUUGUAAAUGCUAAUUUAAAAUGUUUUUGUAAGAUAUUGUAUAUUUUCCAUUUUCCUGAAGGUAGUUUGUUUUGUUUGUUUCUUUCUUUUGAGGGGAGAGGGUGGGAGGGGGGCCUGUUAUAUUAUUAAGGCCAGAUUCUUGCCACAAAUAGUGUAGUUAUAGAUACAGACUAAAGUCUGUUCUAGUAUUAGUAAGGGAUAUUUCUGGUUCAAAGUCAUGGGUUUUGAUAAAGGGGACUACAUUUCUGUGGGUAUGAAGCUAGACUUUGCAGUCAGUGGCAGAUGGUAUUGGAAUGGACAGAGCCUGGAGUGAUGCCUCCGGGUUUUGAAUGUCGCCCAAGUGGCCAGCUCUUUCAGGCCGGUUUCUGUCAUCAGCCCAGAGGCCCUGGUGACUCUGAUUUCUUUCUACCUGAUAACUGGUCUGAAGCCCAGAAAAGCCAGAAAGUACCUUUUACUGUUGAUACAAAUUGUAUCUUUUUAACUCUUAAGAACUAUUUUGAUUUGUAGAUCUAGUUAAAACACAAAUGUGUAAAGACGAUUAGACUUUUUGGGCAACAUUUUAUCCCUUAUUUAAAUACAAAUUUUUUUUUUUAAGAAGCGAAAUUGAGCUUUAGGCUAGGGUAGACAACAAAAGUAACACAGUUUAGGCAAACACAAGCGUCUGUCUUAGUUGUAUACGCUCCUAUCAAAACCUGCGGACAUGAAUUCAUUGGCGUUUUAUUUCUCCUAAAACACCUAUCUAGUGUGACGUUAACGUAAAAUAAAGGUAAAAUGCUGCCUGAAAAUAAUGCCCAAGCACCUUUGGCUAGGAUAUAACAUUUUCACUACUUGUGCGACACCGUGUGUUGCACUGAGUAGGAUUUGGGUAUACAGUAAAUGCUUCUAAAAGGCAUUGUGCAUAUCGACAUAUCCAAUAAUCUGAACCGUGUUCAGCAAACUUAAUUCAGGAAAGUGGUGUUCUACACAACUGUUGCUGUUGACUCUUUGCGGUGACGUAACGGCACCCCUCCGCCCCGAGUCGUGGAGGUGACGUCACCCCCACCUGUCCGAGUGGCGCGUCCGGAGAGCAGCCGCUCCCUCAGGAAAGCCUCUCUCCGCGGAUCUGUUGGCCACUACCUGUAGAACAAGCUUAAACGUAGAGGCAAACCCAGUGCCAAAAGUAGGGUUACAAAUGUGUAGUGGCUUCGAUUUUCGUCAUAGGCUUAAGAAUCUUUUUUGUGUGUGGCUUCUGUUCGUCUGAACUCACACCCUUUUAAGUUGCACGCGGCAGGCCCUGCGGCCGGUCUCCGCGUCCUAAGUAUUCGACGGAGGGGAUGGCGAGUGGGCCCCGAUCUGUAAGGGGAGCCUGCGGUCACUCUCCACUCUCCCCCUUGCGUUGGACCAGCCAGGGGUUCUCAGCCGAUUGACUUUGUGGUCAGUUGCCUCAUCGCUGGCCAGCCCGUUGGGAGAAAGCGUGUCCUCGGCCGCCGCCUGUACCAAGGUGACUUCAGCCACGAGUCCCUGAUUCCCUCCGAGUUAAGUGGUGGCUCUGUGUCUUUCAAGAGGACACGUGCGUUUCUCCUGAGGCUCCCUCCACCCCACCCCACCCCCGCCCCAGCUUUCGGGGCCCACAAAUGAGAUUGGGGCUGAUUCUUACUUACCCGAAACAAUAAGUAAAAGGAGCCCAAAAGUGAGCCCCCAGUGGAUCCCAACCCUUCGUUUUAGCCAAAGCGGUCUCCCUACUCAAAAAAAAAAAAAAAUGUUUAACCAGAUUUGCUAAGAAGUACCCAGAAAGAGGUUUGUUAGGAAGUGGCGCGAUUGCCAGCAGUGGUCAACUGAUGGAAGGAAAAGGACUCCGAUUGGAAAAUUCUGCCCUGAGUAAUUGGCAGUUGACUGUACUUUACACAGGAAUCAGCCAGUUCAUUGUCUCUGUGUCUAAGUACAGAGGGGAUAGUACCCCGCUGGCCAAAUACUGGCCCUUAGUAUUUCCUUCUUGCUUGCAUGUGGUACAUACACUUUAGAUCUCAUUUUAUGAUCUGUAUAUCCUGAUGCAGUUCAUUGCUGACCUAACCAUUUAAAAGAAGUGCACACCAGUGUAAAAAAGAUUUGGUGGGAACUUGAGUUUUGUGUUUUUUACAAAAAUUCAUUUAUGAGAAUAUAUAACGAAGAGUGUUUUAUAUCUAUCACGCACAUAGAGAGAGACAUACAUACAUACCUAUUUGCUAUGAAGUAUUAAAAUAGGUGGGGAGGGGGCGGGGUUUGCUUUUGAUGGCUACUUUUCCCUGAUGGAACUCUGUCUCUCUGAGAUGUAGACAGCUGGGUCUGGGAUCCAGGUGACCAAGGAAAAGAUUUAGAACACUUGAAUGGAACGCAACUCUUCUGAUUUUAUUCCUGGUUAUUUUUAAAGAGUUAUUUUGAUAAUUUUAAUAGAAUAUGUAAUUUAAAACAAAAACCAAAAAAAAAAAGCUUAAAGUAGUAUUGAUUAUACAGAUAAUUAUUUAACCUGUCUCUUAUGGAUGUAUCUAUAUGUAUAUAGACAGUAAUAUAUUUAUAAAACGAUAUGCUUUGGGUAUGUUGUAGCUCUCAGUUGUGAUCAGUGGGAGGGGUGUGUGUGUGUGUGUGUGUGUGUGUGUGUGUGUGUGUGUGUUUUGAAAACUCGCACACCCUGUCCCCCCACCCCCUAAUUUAAUGGCAUUGACUGAAGCAUAUUUGGUUUUCCAUUUUUCGCUUGCCUAACCAUUUCUCAGCACCCUUAUUCCAGAUAAGCUGGGGUGUACAGUUUUCUGACCAUUCUCUUGGUGUUUGACCUACUUGAUUAUCAUGUCAGCCCUGGGAAACUUCUGGGUGACUGAAACGCAAAUGUUUGGACAAAGAUUAGGCUUCCAUUCGGAAGUGAACUCAGCCGUGACGUUACGUUUCCAAGGUGCACACCAAAAAAUAAAAUGACGUGUGACAAAAAGAUGGGCUAUACCCAAGAAACCAAAGCAUUGAAAGUCAAGGAACACGUGCAUUACCUGUGAUCGUUCUGGAAAGCCCAUGUAGCGAGGGUGAGCGUGCUUCCUCUGACCUUCAGGCAGAUGUAGAGUGUCAGCUUUAAGAGUGACCUGGUCUGCAGAGACUGCUGGCUCUGCUGUGCCAGCACAGAGGCAGCCAAAGCCGCUGUGCUGCUUCGUAAAGCUGGAGGAAAACAAGCUGUCGGCCGGGCUUGCUCUUUGAGGCUGGAGUUUGCUGCCUCCUACCCUAGCGGGAGGAAACCCGCCACAUGAAGCACACAACCCUGCUUCGUGGUAUUAGAAGAAAGUUAUGCCAGUCGCCGUGAAAAGACGGAAUCAAUGGCCUGCAAAAGGAAACUGAGAGCAACGUAUUAAAGCAUCUUAAUUUAUGUGUGAUUUUACUUAGUCUUGCCUUUUAUUUAUUAGAGACAAUUUCAGGCGUUUAAUGACACAUACCCACAAAAGUAUUCUUAUUAAAAAAAUGUUUUUGUGUUAAGUAUGAAAAAAAUUUUGUUCAUGAACUUGGCAUUUAUAUUGAUAGGUGGAAAUCCCUAAUCCUUAUUUUUUUUAACAGCCUCAUGGACCAAAAACUCUUGUAUUUGGAAAAAUUAAAAUAUAGUUAGUUUGCCACAAAAUAUUUCCGGAACUGUAUCAAUCAGUUCCAGUUUUCUACUGUUUUGUUUGGGGGGAUUUUUUUUCCUUAAUAAAUGACAGCUCUACAGUUCUUUGAAAACGGGUCCGAGGAAGGUAAAUGUCUUGCAACACCACCUAAUGUAACUUUCUAAGGUUAAAAAUUGUGGCUAGCAUAAUUGCAGUGACGAUGUGAGUAUAUUGCUGUGCUGUGACUCUAUAAGAAGCCAAGCAUAGCCUGGCUUUCUGUGCCCAGCUCUUUAGCGCAGACUGUAGACACUGGUUCACGAUGUGCCCAAGAUGCUCGUGUGUGACUUGAAAUCCACGGGAGGACGCACUGCGAAGGGUGUUCAUACUCAGCGCUUUAUGACUUGUGUUACAGUCAUAGCCGGUUAGUAGGAAUCUGUGAAAGAAAAACUGGAACACCACUCUAAACCUUUUUGAGGUGUUUAUUUUAAAUGAUGGUUGUUUUAUUUUCUUCCUUGAAUGCUGCCUCUUAACCUAUUUCUGGUAAAGCCACAUCGUGACAUUUCAGAAGCGGGGCUUCCCCAAGAUCCUUACUCUCUCAUUGAAUGGUUUCCCCGCUUGGCAGUGGAACACAUGCAUGGCCGGUUUUUACCCAGUGUCACAAAACGGGAACGGUUCGCGGUUUUGACCGUGUACCUCCCUUGCCCGUCUCCCGUCCAGGUAUUUCAGAUGAGCUGCAGAAUGCGCAUUUGAAGCUUUUGCCCCGUUGCUCAAAGCAGUGUAUGUGUCAAGGGGAGAAAGACGUAGAAGAAGGUAAAAAAGACUUUAAAAGCAUUUUGUAGAGUACUUGUUUCAGAUUCUCUUCGGUUCUUCGAAAUUGUCCGUUUCCCUCCUGACAGGGAACACCUGCCCACGUGGGAGGGUUCCAGGUCACGGACUUCAGCUGAUACUUGUAGGUUAACCUCUCCCAAACCAUCGUUGGAUGCUGAUCGUCGGAUUUCUGAUAUGAUUUUCAAUUUUCAUUUGUAGGAAAAGUAACGCAAAGAAUAUGUAUAGAGUGACCAUCUGGUCAACCGGUGUGAUGUAACGUAUUUAACCCCGUUGUCUGUGUCUCUGUGAAGAAAGCUCUGACCCUCCAAAAGCAGUCCCCGAGAGUGCUGGAAAUCCCCAUCCAGACCCCCGUGUGAGUCUGCCACUGAGAGAGGGGAAAAAAAUAAAAGAUGCAUUUUUCUUA